This is a messenger RNA of Echinostoma caproni, 960 nucleotides long. The record is from the annotation of a GenBank genome assembly. Lineage: Eukaryota; Metazoa; Platyhelminthes; Trematoda; Plagiorchiida; Echinostomatidae.
AUGGUGGAGGACGACGUUAGUGAAGUGACUAUGGAAGUCCCGUUGGGCAAAAGCGAUCAUAGUAUAAUCACGUUUAGGAAAUGCAUAAAUCAGGAAAAUCCCCCCUCCAAAUUAAUCAGGAACUUCAGUCGAAUGAAUGUGGCCAACCUAUUCCAAGAGGCUGAUUCGACCAUUCCAUGGUCGCCCAACGAUGAUGCAUCUGUUGAGGAGGAACGGAGCGUACUUUGGGAACACCUAGUAAAGCUCAUUAACAGGUCGUCCAUCGAUAGUGGUCUCUUAUUCAGUGCUUUGUCGGGGCGAGAUCGUGUCAUGAUCAUUAUCACAUGUUUAGACAACAUCCACCAAGCAACCGAGCAAAUCAGUUUGUCCCAGUUCGAGAAGCAUUCCAGUUUUCCCAACAAGGGUGACAAGAGAACACGCUCUGCCGUCAUUGGGACUCUUCUGGCUUCUGUUAACUCAGCGGGUGUAAGGAAGCUUCGAAUUCGUCCAUGUGUGGCCACAAUUGCUCGCUUCAACGAUUUUAUAGACCCAGGACACUCCCUACGAGUCAAAACUAUUGUCCAAUACGACCAGGCAAUCUCAACAGUCAAUGUAAAAGAAAUUAAAGGCAUACUGCGAGACCUGAACCAAAGCACUAUAUUCGAACGUAAAAUACACGAGGAGUUGUCAGUACAAUUGGAUGGUGUAUUGAGUCGCGACGAUCGAUUGGUAAUCAAACCGCCACUGCGGAAGACGGUACUAGAAGAAUUGCAUAAAGGAUAUAUGGGCGUGGAGAAUAUGAAGUCAUUGGCUCGACAGAUAGGUUGGUGGCCGGAGUUUGACACAGACAUUUACGCAACAGCCAAAAACUAGAUUGCCAUGUACGCGGAUGAUGUCACCAUCUGGGGCACAGACGCAUCCCAGUGCAGUCGGCGAUUGACCAAACAAAAAAUUGGUCAGUCGACUGGAGCUUACCAAUGA